AUGCGAUGCUCUCUGUCUGUCGUUCUGGCCGCUGCCGCCGGCAUAGCGCUCGCUGCUCCCUCUGCGCAUGAGUCGAGGAAUACACAUCUUCGUACCCGCAACAUCAUUGAUGGCACGAGCAUCGCCGACUCAUACGACUUUGUCAUUGUCGGUGGAGGCUUGGCUGGGCUGGUGCUUGGUGCGCGCCUCUCAGAAGAUGCGAACCAUACGGUCCUUGUCCUCGAAGCUGGUAGUGACGGGGACGAGUAUCGGGAUCGAAUAGACACACCUGCGUAUGCAUACUACGAAUCGCUCUGGCCCACGGAUCUCAAUUGGGCAUUUACAACAACUCCUCAACCCAAUGCGAAUAACUCUCAGUGCCCAUGGCCUCGAGGGAAAGUCCUUGGAGGUUCCUCUGCCAUCAAUGGAAUGUACCUGAACCGGCCAGGAGAAAUCGAAAUAAAUGCGUGGCAAGAUAUGCUUGGGGACAUGGACGGCGCCGAGAAUUGGUCUUGGGACGCCAUGUUCGCCGCGAUGAAGAAGAGUGAGACAUUCAGUCCACCUGUCGACGCUUCAAUCCAACAAGAAGCUGCUAUCACCUACAACCCGGCCAGCCAUGGCAGUCAAGGACCAAUUCACAUGUCCUACCCUGGCUUUACUAUGCCUCUCGUUGGCGCGUGGUCUAGUACUGCCAAUAAUGCUGGUGUAGAUGACACGCAAGACCCCUAUGGUGGUGAGAAUUGGGGCGCGUACGUCGCCACAUCCGCUAUCAACCCGGCCAACUGGACGCGUUCAUACAGUCGCUCUGGAUACCUCGAUCCAUUGCCACCGCGCUCCAAUUACGAUGUGGUCGCCAACGCUCAGGUGACCCGCAUUCUCUUCAGCAAUACUUCAGGAGGCAACCUCACAGCACACGCGGUCGAAUAUGUGCUUAAUGGAGCUGGUGAGAAGCUGACUGUGGGCGUCAACAAGGAGGUGAUCCUUGCUGCUGGUACUGUUGGCAGCCCAACUGUUCUGCUGUACAGCGGUGUCGGGCCGAAGGAUGUCCUGGAUGCCGCCGGAGUUACCGUUGUGUCUGAGCUUCCAGGUGUCGGCCAGCAUCUUCAAGAUCACAUAAGUGUCACUGUAACAUGGAGUACCGACGCGCAGACUGCGGGCACUAUAUAUGAAGCCAAUGGAACCGAAUCGACCAACCCUGCUUUCUUGUCAUACGUCAACAGUGCGACCGCCUACGUGAAUUCCUCGGUCCUGUUUGGCAAUGGAGUCAGUGGCCUGCAGAGCAGCAUCUUGGGCGAAAUUGACUCGUACAUUCCGGACACGAGUUCUGACACGAGCGUCAUUUCCGGCUACAAGACGAUCUACAGCGCAACCGCAAAUACCAUUCUCACCAGUCCAAUCGGACUAAUAGAGCUGGUGAUUGGUCUGAGUACUAACGGUUCCAUCCAAAUCGGAGCCAAUCUCCAGCACCCAUUCAGUCACGGUCAGAUCUCCAUCAAUUCCUCGGAUCCGCUGGACUAUCCGGUCAUCAAUCCCAAUUAUCUGAAUCAUCCUGCCGAUGUUGAGAUCCUCCGCGAGGGCGUCAAGCUCGCCCGAGUCCUGGGUGAAACCGAGCCGUUAGCCGGCAACAUGAUUGAAGAAACGUGGCCUGGUUCAGAUGUUCAGACCGACGAGGAGUGGGAGGACUGGCUCCGCGGAGAGGUGUUUACCGAAUUCCACCCGUCGUCCAGCUGUGCAAUGCUGCCUCUCGAGCAAGGUGGUGUGGUGGAUGCAAAUCUCCGAGUCUACGGGCUUUCGAACGUCCGUGUCGCCGACGCCAGCGUCCCGCCCAUUGCUUUCUCAGCGCAUCUUAUGAGCUCCACCUAUGGACUGGCUGAACAGGCCAGCACCAUUAUCCGCAAUUUCUACGACCAAACUACAUCGUCAACGAAGCACCAUAACUCCACAACAAACAGCACUGGCUCAAGCAACAGUCAGGCUUCAAGUAACGGCAAUGGAACCGCCAUCUUGAACACCACCAACACCCCUCCCACGAUCAAUGCCAGCAGUUCGGCCAACACCAAUAGCAACGGUGCUGCUUCCUUGAGCUGCUGGCCUCUUUCGACCGUGGCCUUGCUGUGCAUGGCCAUUGAAUUUCUACUUUGA
Molecule: messenger RNA, 2121 nt
Organism: Fonsecaea multimorphosa CBS 102226
Lineage: Eukaryota; Fungi; Ascomycota; Eurotiomycetes; Chaetothyriales; Herpotrichiellaceae
Exons: 7
Coding region: 1-2121 (706 amino acids)
Molecular function (GO): flavin adenine dinucleotide binding; oxidoreductase activity, acting on CH-OH group of donors
Source: RefSeq, a predicted model, not a curated record